This is a messenger RNA of Trichomonas vaginalis G3, 1638 nucleotides long. RefSeq lists its product as uncharacterized. The transcript has a single exon. NCBI's taxonomy places the organism in Eukaryota, Parabasalia, Trichomonadida, Trichomonadidae. The record is from RefSeq and is a predicted model, not a curated record. Bases 1 to 1638 code for a protein of 545 amino acids.
AUGCUCUUGGGAGACUUAGUCAACCAAGGGAAACCAGGACUUCUUCCACGAGGCAAAUCACUUUUUAACCUUGGCGAUAUCAAGCCACAAGAUCCUUCACCAACAAUUCAGCCAAAAAAGGAACCAACAACAGUUGCAGAUUUAGAUCUUCCUCCCCUCUUCGAUGAUGAGGACGAUUUUCUGAAAAAUUUAUCAAAUGAAGAGAAGCCUGCCCCUGAACCUCAAGAAAAUACAGAAAUUCAAAGGCCUCUAGAAAAUGUUUCAAGAAUUCCACCACGAUUAUUAUUAUCUUCAAAUAUUCGACCAAGUGCUUCACAUAACUCUAUUUUAAGUCCAGAUUUUACAGCGUCAUUAUCACAAAAUUCAAAUAAUUCUCAAAAUGACCAAAUUGACGACAUUUUUUCAACUCCAAUUCCUUCUCCAGAUACGAUAUCAGCACCAGAAAAGCAAGAAGAAUAUAUCCCUCCAAGAUUCGAAACUAAAGUUGUUCCAGACCAACCUAUUCCACCAAGAUUUGAAAGAAAACUAAUUCAAGAGGAACCACAAACAAUACAAAACUCUCAAAUUAUUGAACAACCACCUCUUGACAUCCAAAAUAAGCCAUCCGUUGUUAAAGAACAACCUAAAAUACCUAUAAAUGAUCCAAUUACUCGUUUUGAGUGCAAUCUAACCAAAUCUUUGGAAAGAUCUCUCAAUAAUGCUAAAAGAAGUAUCAUUCGUGAUACAACAACGUACAUCAGAUAUACAGAUUCUGUUGAACAAAAUGUAUUUGAUAAUUUUAUUAACGACCUUGUUCAUGAAAUCAAUGAUUUUGUUCCUUCAAAGGAAGCGCAACAUCCAGAUGUUAAAAAUUUACCACCAAAACUCGCUAAUUUACUUGAAGAAGGCUUGAAACCAAUUCGAGAUAAUUUAGAUGAGAAUAAGAAGAAGACAAUUCAGAUCAGAAACAAGCAAAAACAAGAUUACCAAGAUAUAUGCAAAUCAUUAGAUAUCUUAAAUAAAACAAUUUCUGAAAUUACAUCUUCAACAUUAAAUGAAUUAGAUAAAGCGCGUCUUAAUAUCCAAAGAGAAACAGAUAAUCACAUCAAUAUGGCCAGAACACUAGAAAGACAGCAAAGAUCAUUGAAAUUAAGGGCUUCUGAUUAUGAAAAUCGUCUUCAACAACAAACUAUUGAACUAGAAUCAAUAGAAAGGCUUCUUAAACAGACAGAAGCAGCCGAAAAGGAACUUUCAGAGACAAAUAAGAAUAAUCGCGAAGCAAUUAAAAUGAAAAUACAAAAUAAGAUGGAUAAACUCUUUGAAAUCAUUGACAAUUCAGAAGAGGAUGACACUCUUAAUGCACAGGUAAAUGACUUAUCCAGAAAGACAGAUGAUAUGUGCGAAAAUAUCAGAGAAGACUUAAACCAAACUUUUAUGUUGAAUUAUGAAAUUCAAAACGCAUUUAGGCGAGCAUUGUAUGCUAGCGAAAUGCAGUAUGAACGUAGUAUGAAUGCCUCAGAUAUGGCUCAGUCCAUGAUUUCAGCUGCAGAAAGAAUUCAAGAGAAGAGAAGAAUAAGACAACUUCCAGUCAAUAAAGGUGCAGUUGAAAGAUUCCAUUUCAUGGUGGAAAAUGAACCAAUCGAGAAUUCAUAUUUAUAA